This is a messenger RNA of Solea solea (common sole), 1256 nucleotides long. RefSeq names its product proline-rich protein 13-like. The record is from RefSeq and is a predicted model, not a curated record. Lineage: Eukaryota; Metazoa; Chordata; Actinopteri; Pleuronectiformes; Soleidae. Bases 99 to 668 code for a protein of 189 amino acids. The transcript is spliced from 4 exons.
AUCGUAUUCCUGCAGUUAAACAGGAAGACAAAACGAGACAGAGCUGAAUUGACAAACUUAUAGAGGUUUCCUGAAGUAUUUGACGUGUUGUCAUAACUAUGUGGCCAAAUCAAGGACCUCCUCCUCCACUGGGCCCAUCAAACCCGGCUUACCCUCCUGGGUACAACCCUGCAUAUCCUACAUAUCCUGCAUAUCCUGCAUAUCCUGGACCUUCUUCAGCAUUUUAUCCCCAACCUUCCAAUCCAGGGUACCCACCCGGCCACUACCCAGCAGCGAUGAGCCCAGCUCUGGUUCCACAUGCACCUCCAGGUGUGACGCCUUAUCGAGCUCCACAACCUCAUCCUUAUCCUAUGGCUCCAGGUGGAUUUCCAGUUGUCCCCCCUGCAGGUGUUCACCCAUGUGGAUACCCACACUCACGACAUCCUGGUCCAUAUCCACACUAUCCAAAGUAUGGUCACCACAAAGGUCACCACAAAGGUCUCUAUCAUGGAGGGAUGAAUCCCAUGCCUGGAUCAUUAACCGGAGGAUUGACAGCAAUGGUAAUGGGAGUGGUAACACACAAAGCUAACAAAAAGAUGAGGAAGAAGAUGAAGAAAGCACACAAGUGGAACAAGCAUGGGCUCCACUACUGCAAGUCAUCCAGCAGCAGUAGCAGUGACUCAGACUGAGGACCAACACCACAAGACAUGGAAAUUGACAGAAAUGAUUAUUUACAGAAGCCUAUUUCAGCAUUUUGUUUUUGUAUUUAUGUCAAACAGUCUAAAGAUAUAGUUAAAAGACAUACAAAUGAGUAUGUAUAUACAGUAUAUAGUGAAACAUUCUGUAAAGGGAUCACGACAAUGGGCACAGAACUUUAAAGCACUGCUUAAUCUUUGGAUCUCUGACAGUAUCAACAGUUUUUUUUUAUUUUAUGUUGAAGAUUUUCUGUUGAGAUAUUUAAAUUGUUAUAGAAAAAAAACAAACCUCAAGUAAAGUUAAAAGUUUUACUUAAGCUCUUUACUAAGCUCAAGCUCCACCACUAGUAAGCAUGCAGUGUGUGCUCUUUUUCAGGUUAGAUCAGUGCCACUCGUGCUGUAAGCCAGCAACAGUUUUAUUACUUUUAUGUGCAUUUACUGUGAUCUGCUGUGACAAGUCAAACAGUUAAGACGGUUUGCUAUUAACGGCCGCUGUCCUCAACUUGUCAUGACAUGUCUGACAUUUGUAUAUGUAUUGGUAAUGACAUUAAAAAAUGUUGGCUGCUGGUAACCAAAGUUUAA